AUGGCAAUACCUUGGACGGUGAGGUCCAAGUAUAUUCUGAAUUCCUAAAUGCAAUCAAUGGUAUUAUUUAAAUGUCUUAAGUAUAAACUCUUGAUAUGGAUAUUUGAAAGAGCAUAGUUGGAGAGUUCUGUCCAUAACUUUUAUAAGGAAGCAAACUAUUAAUUAACUUUUAUAAUAGUAUGAAUCCAAUGGAAUGAUUGGUUAGGAGAGUAUUCCUUGUAUUUUAUCUAUGUCCAUGAACAACUAAACAGCUGUAGAGUAACAAUAAGAAAUCUGGCCUCUAAAUACAUUUAUGCUCCUGAUUUUUUGGUUUUCUUUUUAUUAACACUUGUGUCUAUCUUUUAAAGUAUAAAACUGCCAGUAGAUUAAAUGGACUUUGCUGGAAUAACUUGGACGCAAGUAGCAAGCAGCUGGAUGUUUUUAACAGUAAUGUGUGUACACCUACAGCCUUCUAUGAUCCAUACGAAAUACAGGUAUAUUAUUUAAUCAGGUUGAUUUAGAAACAUCUGUUUCAUUCCCUCUCUGUUUUCAAAGUUCUUUUCUGAGGUCAGUGAUAUUUCUGCUGUGUAUACAUGACAUUGUAAUUUUGAUCCAUAAAUGUAUGUCCCCUUUCUCUUCGCACACAGCUACUUAAUAAAAUCGCUGCAGCAUUAAAGGGACUCUCCAGUGCCAGGAAAACAAACAGUUUUCCUGGCACUGCAGGUCCCCUCUCCCUCCCACCCCCCAUCCCAAGUUGCUGAAGGGCUAAAAACCCCUUCAGUGACUUAACUGUAUCCAGCGCCGAUGUCUCUCGACGCUGGUUCAGGGUCCGCCCAUGCUCCUCCCCCUCGACGUCAUCUGGCGGGGGAGACCUAUUGAGCAUGCACGGCUGCCGGCGGGGGAGACCUAACGCGCAUUAGACCUCCCCAUAGGAAAGCAUUGAAAAAUGCUUUCCUGUGGGGAUUUCAGAGAUGCUGGAGGUGCUAUAAACACGGAAGUGCCCCCUAGUGGAGGAGUUAACCCUGCAAGGUAAAUAUUGCAGUUUAUAAAAACUGCAAUAAUUACACUUGCAGGGUUAAGGGUAGUGGGAGUUGGCACCCAGGCUACUUCAAUGGGCAGAAGUGGUCUGGGUGCCUGGAGUGUCCCUUUAAGCCCUUUUCCUGCCAUAUGUCAGAAGAGGAAACCAAACUUUCACCUUUGCCUGUGCCAAUAUACCUGUAUGGUGUGUGUAAACCAUUAAGUCCACCUCCCUUUGCUGCACUAAAACAGCCUUAAUAAAAGUAGUGCAUAGCCACAUUCUCAAACCUGUGAGAAGUGGUUGAAAUAUAAUUUCAUUGUAGCCGCUUGCUAUGGCAGAACCAGAUAUCCCAUAAACUCUUCUGGAACACCGUAUUAUGUGAUAAGAUCAUACCCCAUAAACCAGCAUGUGAGAUUCCUGAUAAGUAAUGGCUUUUUUUUGCUAUGGGCAGUUUCAUUGAGAAAUCACCUGCCUUUACACUUUAGCUUCACUGAGCUAAGCAAACCAGAAUGUAAUAGGGCCUGUUGUCUGAUUUAAAGGGACAAUGUCCCUGUUGCACUUAGUGAAACUGCAAUGUUUACAUUGCAGCACCAAGUCUGCCUCCAGUGGAUGUCCACUCGAGGCGCUUCCUGGGUAUUAACGGAUAUCCAGAGUCCGCUAUUUCCCUCAUAGGAAAGCAUUUAUUCAAUGCUUUCCUAUGGGGAGACCUCGUCAAGUGCUGGGUCUGGUAAGUAAAUAAAACGUUUUUUGUGUGUGUGUUGGGGAUGUGCAAGGGAGGGGGUAGCCAGAGAGAUCUAUACUGUCAGGAAUACAGCUUUGUAUUCCUGGCCCUAUAGUAUCCCUAGGUUCAUUUAUUAAAAAAAAAAAAAAAGAGAGAGAGAGUAAAUUUCUCUUGACAUCUGUACUAUUCAUAAAAUGGAAAAAAAAAAAAGAGGACACACUCUUCACACAUAGAGCAUUUCGGCAAGCUGGAGUGUCCCUUUAAUGUACAGGUCAGUUAGUGUUAUGACUAGGGUAAACUUAGAUUAGAUAUAUCUACUAAACAGUGAAAGGUAGGUGUAAGGGGCAAAGUUAGUUACAGUCAGGGUUAAGUUUAGUUAGGGUUUUCUAGGGCCAGUCUAGUAACCAGUGAACAGUAAAUUAGUGUUUAACAAUCAGUCAACCUGGGAGCUAUUCAGAGUGUCGGGCCGAGUGCCUGCUGGUCAGACUUGGCUCUCGGAUGGUACAAGCAGAAUGUCUACAGCUAUUGAUGGAUGUCUCAUUUAGAAUUCUUUCCAUUAACACAGCGAUGAUCCUUUUAAUGUUUAUUACUAUAUGCUACUUGUGGCGGACCCUGUGCUGUAUUCCCCUAUCUUGUUCCCAAAGGAACUAUAAUCACCCCUGGUUCAGUGCCUUCCCUUCUUCCGAAUGUAACUCCUGAACGCUCAUGUUCCCUGGCAGGCAUUCGUGCCCAAAGAGCCGAAAGAUUCCAAUCGGUUGUUGGUCGAAAAACCCCUGCUCACCUUUUUGUCUUACUUCCCGACCUGCCAGGAGAGCGCUAUUUGGAGGGAAAGUACUACAGACUAAAGGGAAUCAUCGCUCCCAGAGAAUUAAGGCCACUUUUAAAUUGGAACUAUUUUGGGAUUUGUCCUUGUGUGCGGCUGGUCAAAAUUUUACCCCAGUGGCGAUUGGGCAAUUCUUUAUGAAUCCAGACGCUAUUUGGACAACUUGGGCGCUCGGACAAGAGCUAUCCGGGAAUGUAUGACAUUCAGGGUUUCUGUGUUAACCGUAUUUUGGGGUGUUUUAUGUUUGGUACUCUGUAUCGGGGAGAUAAUUUGUUUAGCGGACUGCUACAUUUUCUCCCAGGCACAUACAUCUUGGCGGGUACACUGUGUUGAAUAGAGACCCCAUUGAAUAAAGCGCUCCCUCUUUCGGAUACCCAAACAUCAUGACUUGAUGAAGAGUACGUCUCCGUGUCUGGGAGAUAAGUGAGUUUGGUUUGGCUUAAACUAAUUAUCUCCCAGAAGCACGAGGUACAACAAGUGAAACCUUAGAACAUAAGUAAAAUAGACUGGAACCCCCACAUAAUUUUAUAUCCUUAUAAAAUAUAGCACGGUUCUGAGUGCCCAAGUUGUCCAAAUAGUGCUCAGAUCUGUGUAGUGUAGCCGUAUCGCCACCAGGGUAACGUUCGGGUCAAUUUAUCGGGAGUUACUGAGGACAAACAAAUACGAGCCGCCCUUGGCUCUCAGGCAGCGAUUGGUCGCCGUAGUCCAGGGCGCCUCCCCUCCAAUUGCCGCUCUCUUGAUUGGCCGGGAAAGGGGUAGAAACGGUGAUGGGGAACUGGGAAACGGAUGGUGGAGUUGCUGAAAAGAGUUCUGGAGGUUUUGUGGCUACAAGCCGCUAGUAGCGUUCGACAGUAGCAAAAUGGCUGCCAAAUGCCAGUGAGGGAGUGUUCGGCAGAAUUAAAGUACCAGACCAAGGCAAAGUUAAUUCGGCUAAAACUGGGAACGUUAACUAGGGAAGUUCUUCACAAUCACUAACCAGCAGCUACGAGGAGGGAUCAGCAGAGAUACCCAGUCUGGUUAUUGGAGCUCCACUACACUACUAUUUAAAGGGUUAGUCCAAGCACCAUGACCACUUCAGUGAUUUAAAGCUGUUGUGAUGCUUGGAGUCUGUGUUUGUUUGUGCAACAUUUUAAACUGAAACACUGCACAUAGAGUUAUAGCCUUUUACUGCUGGAGGUGUAUCACCACCUUCAGCAGCGUCAUUAGUUAGACUGGAACAAGAGUUCUGGAUCUACAAAUGUUAUUUCUAUGAAUAUUUUAUGUUUGUUGUCAGCACUGGAAACAGAUGUUCAGUGAUUGCACCGCCCACCCGAGUCCUCCCCUCAGCCAAUCCUUUCUGACAUCACUUCCCCUACAGUAAGGGGAGUGAUGUCACCAGAGGAGGAUUGGGCAGCAGAGCGAACUUGAUCUUGGCUUGGAAUCACAGGUAAGACCAUGCCAAUAGGGUUACGCAAACCCCAAAACAUUUUUUGUAAUACUUUGUGUUGCUGCUGUAUUUGUACCUUUUUUCCAAUGUAAAAUAAAUAAUGUGACUUUGCAGAAUAUUGAGACUUCAGCAGCGAAUCCGACUUAUGAAUCUUCAGCCCCUACAACUUCUUCAGAUUAUUCUACAAAUUCAUCCAAUGCUUCACUUUUCAACACACCGUGGUCUACCCAUGGAGAUGAAGUAAAACAAACUAGUAGCUUGCAGAUCAAGAACAAGUAAGUUCAGAUGUCUUGUUUGUAGUAAUAUAGCUACACAUAUUUUUGCGGCAGAGGGAUGCUCUCCAAAUCUGUGGUUAUGUGUGCUACAUUGUCGCACGGUAAUCAACAUAGCAGUUUUCCACUGUUUGACAUCUCACCUAGCAGAAAUUUACUAUAAGGAAGCACUACACAUCAAUCAUGUUGAAAAGAUUUUUGUUUUUUAGAUUCUCUAGUAUGACUGGAGUUGGGUUAUAUAAUAUUGCUUGGUAUUCUGUACAGGCAUACCCCGCUUUACAUACACUCGCGAGUACAGACAUACCCGCGAGUGUACUUUAAAGGUGCCUCGCGAGUACAGACAUUCCCGCGCCUCUUCUCUUUGCGAGUAAACAGUAAAUGGAAGGUUCUAUUCUCGCCUGGAGCAGCUUAGUUCAGUAUCAUUGGGGCAAGAAUUUUUCAUAGCUUCUGACAUGACACAGGUUAAUCAUCUCAAAUUUAUAAUGCCUACUCUUAGCUGAACAUAUAUUUUUUUUUCCUGCCCAUACAUUGUCCAUAUUCUACAAUCGGCUGCCAUCCAGUGAAAGGGAUGCCAUCCAUUUUCUAUAACUAUGACUUUGCAGCUUAGCUGCAUUAGCCACAAUUCUGAGGACUCAAAGUUAAACCAUAAAUGCUUGAAGUGAUGAGAUGUUUCUAAACAAAGUGUGCAACUAAGCUGCUAACGAAUACAAAUUGGCACUGUAUUGAUUUUACUUUUCCUCCCAGUUUAAGGUUGUCAGAUGAGUAAAACAUUAAAGAUAAAUGGUAUAAUCUGGAAUGAGAUUCUUCUUUUUUUUACUGUUUGUUUUAACUGAAUAAAAGCCCACUGGAAAUCUGCAGUUGCAGUAUCAGUUAUGCCUGUAAAUUACUAUUGCAGUGCAGUACAUGCAUUGGGAAGUGAAAAAAGGUAUUGCUUCACUUUGAGUACAUGUUCUUUUACAUACAUGCUCUGGUCCCAUUGUGUACUUAAAAGUGGGGUAUGCCUGUAUAGAUUUCACGUUUAAUCCAAUGGUUGCACAACAUGAGUUACUUUAGAAUAGUCGGUGGUGAAAGAGUUUUUUUGACAUAAAGGACAUGUGCCAGAGGAGAUUGAUAUACAAAGGGAAACAAUGUUUUAGGUAGAGCCCAAAGGAAACUAUAGUCAUGAGUGCAGAUGGAAAGGAUGAGCACAAGUAGAGGUGGUGAACGACCUGAAGAAAAGGGAGCAGACAUUAACGAUUUAAAAGAUGGAUAAAAGGGUAUGAUCUGGAGAUGUAGAGGUAGGAGAGAACUGAUAUAUAUUGGGUAAUUGAAUGUAUGGUAGGUGUUGUGUUCUUUUAAAAGACCUAUGUAUGGGAUUUAUCCAGCUCUAAUCUGAACCAACUAAUGACCUCUUCCAUUUUAGGAUUCAAGAUGAAAGGAACGAGUAUGACAGUGAGAUGGAUUUAUAUGGACUUGUAUCCAAUAUUCUGGAAGAGCCAGAAAAAACACAUCCAUAUUUAAAUGAAGGGUUGGUGUUUGUUUUAUGUCUAAGUGUUUGCAAAUUAUAAUAAUGUCUGGGUUUAUUGGUUUAAAUCCCCAGAUUUUGCAAAUAAAAUAACCACUAGAAAAGCAAUCUAAGUAGAGGAUAUGAGUGAGUCAUCUACUGGUGUCAUUUAACAGACCAAAUAAAAUACAAUUACAUAUUUAUUGUGGCAGGAAAAUAGAUUUACGUACGUGAAGAACAUUUUUUGGCAACUUCCUGUUGCUGAUGACAAUAUUUUAAAUUUACCAUUUCAGUUUGGCAAUUCAAGCUUUCUUUUUAAAGGGACACUAUAGUAACUGAAACAACUUUUGCUUAAUGAAGCAGUUAUAUUGUAUAAAUAAUGCCUUUGCAGUCUCACUGUUCAAUUAUCAGCCAUUUAACUUUAAUCACAAACAUUAACAGUGCACAAGAUACAAAUUAAACCGAAUGCGCAUUAAGAAAAUUUAAACAUUAGCUCUUACUUUACAGAAAGUGUUUCGGAAGACCUUUUGAGACAUGAAGGGAGCUGUAACUAUGGCUGUGUAUAUAAAGUGAUUUAACUACUAAAUGGCAAAGAAUUGAGCAGUAAACUGCAGAGGCGUGAUCUAUGCUCCAAAACUGCUUCAUUAAGCUUAAGUUGUUUUAGUGACUACAGUGUCCAUUUAAAGCACCCUCCAAGCACCGUAACUACUACAGUGCUCGUGCCACCUCUUUCAUGAGAGCUGGCAAUCCAGGAUGUAGCUUAUUGGCGGAGAGCAUCCUGCUGACUUUCUCUGCUACUGACCUGGUUUUUCUCAGGAGAGCUUUUGGCUUUCCAUAGAGGAAGAGCACCCAGUGGACCACAGGUAAGAUGUCAAACCGUUCACAAACUGCAGUGGUUAAGAGGCUUGGAGGGUUGAUUUAAUGCUUUUCUCAAUGCUUGUGUUCUAUCUGUGAUUUGUUAACUCCUUAAAACCGGAGGGCGUACUAUUACGCGAUAUUCUAAGCGGCUCUAAACGCCGAGGGCGUAAUAGUACGCCCUCACGGUUUUUGUUACUUACCCGGUUGCCGGCGAUCGCUGUUGGGGAGACUCACCUGGGAUCCUGCCUCCUCCGGUUUUAGCAGAAAAUGUUCAGUUUAAUGAAUAACAUUGUUUUUCCCUUUAUGGAAAUUAAAGCCAAAUCGUUAAAUAUUCAGAUAUGACAAAGAAAUACCCUCAUUAAUAUCUAAAACCUCUAUAAAUGGACUAAAGUGAGUGCAAAUCAUGUGCGGUGAUGAAACCUGUACAUGGGGUGUACUGUUUUACUCGGGAGACUUUGCUGAACACAAAUAUUAGUGUUUCAAAACAGUAAAAUGUAUUACAACGAUGAUAUCGCCAGUAAAAGUGAUGUUUUUUGCAUUUUUCACACACAAACAGCUCUUACACGGAUGAUAUUAUUGCUGUGAUACUUUUUACUGUUUUGAAACACAAAUAUUUGUGUUCAGCAAAGUCUCCCGAGUACAACAGUACCCCUCAUGUACAGGUUUUAUGGUGUUUUCAAAAGUUACAGCGUCAAAUAUAAAGUUUGUGUUUUUUUUCACAUUAAAAUUUGCCAGAUUAGUUACGUUGCCUUUGAGACCCUAUGGUAGCCCAGGAAUGAAAAUUACCCCUAUGAUGGCAUACCAUUUUGUGGGAAUAUUUAUGGGAUAAUAAUAGUAACAGUGAGAAUUGCCCACUAAUUCAAUUCUCAGAUCCCAAAGAACGUUUAUCGUGUUAAGUGAAAUGUAUUUCAUAUAAAUAAUAUUCACGAUGUAUAAAAAUAGAUUUUUAUUUAUAUGACUAAUUAAUAAACAAAUAAUAUUAUGUAACAUGCAUAACAAUAAUCAAUGAAUAUCCAGUACAAAAUUAUAUGCAAUACAAAGGAAUGGGUAUUACGUUUCAAUGGCUAACUAGCAUUUUCUGUCAAGAAUUCUGACGAUUUAUGAGGUAUCCUUAACACAGACUUAAGUGAAACUUUUCACAGCGAAGAACAGAAUUCCUUAGAGUGCAGCGUAAGGUCGUAAAGUUUAGCAGACAGUUAGAAUAACCCUUUCAAUGCUGGCUAGAUCUCCUAGGUAUUUAAGAUCUAUUCUUAUGUAAUUUUUAAAUAAAAUAACAUUUAAACCAGUUCAUUAGUCAUUUCCUGAAAACCAUCCAAUAAGAGAAUCUAAUAUAUUUAUAUAAGAAGAUUUUUAAUUUGUCUAAAAGAUAUCUAUCUUAAUUUAGAGCAAAUCAAUACACCUGGAUAAAAACAGCGGUAUGCUAACACGUGAUAAUAUCACAUCAAUAUAUAAUUAUUCUUAAUUCCACCUGCAGAAUGGAAUGUUUAUAACUAUAUAUUCUUAGUUAACUAAGAUUUCUUAAUAUGGAAAUCUGACCGUGCUUUAUCCAGUCAUAUAUAAUGCUAUUAAUACAUUUUAAUUAAUUUAAUUUAAUUAAAUGAAACCAGUAUAAUUACCAGUUGAGUAGAUAUUUCAUCCGAUUGGUAGUCUCAGGAACUUAUUUGGAUGUCUCUCUCUGCAUGGAGGUUGGAGUCCCCAAACUUCCAAUUCCUCUCUCCUCUUUUUCUUUGCAUAUCUCUUGGAUCUCCUCUUCUCGUAUAUCUCUAUCUUCCCUUUGUCUUAACUUUUAAAGGGCCAGACUCUCUGUACGUCAUCAGUUGAUAACCCAAUAGAAGCACUAGAGGUGUGGUUAUCUUCUAGAUCGCAAAUUAGUUAUUUGGUCUAUAGAGGGCAGUCUUGUCCCACUAAACAUACCUAUCCAGGAAAGAGUUGACUUUUCCUGGUGGUUAUUUUGACGUCAUUUUGGCCUAUCUAGAUAGUGGCCAUAAUUCAGAUUUCAAAGGGUUUCUUAAAUUUUGUCCAGACUUAGCGUCUGCAAUUCCUGCCAUAAUUUCUGAUAUGGCAGAUCAUGAAUUAAGUUUACCCUUUUCCAUACAAUGGUACCUUAUAUAAAUAGACAGUUAAAUAUUAUUAUUUAAUCUUCUCUGUCACAAUUGUCUGGGUUUAGAUUUGAUUAUAUUCCAUUAGCAUUAGACAGUCUGUCCAACCCCCUUCCUUAUCACUUGUUUAUACUAUGCUAUGCAUUCCUUAGCUCUGGCAAAGAGGCCAGUCUUACAGAAAGAAAUCUAGUGUCUUCUUUGUUAACUUGAAAUAACAAAAUGGAGUCUGGUCUGUUCAGAGUGACUCAGAAUAUACACUUUUAGUUUCUAUCAUAGCACAAAAUGUCUGCCGAUAUAAAUACCCUGACAAUUUGCAAUAGUAGACAACCCAAGGUAUUGCAAAUGGGGUAUGUCCAGUCUUUUUUAGUAGCCACUUAGUCACAAAUACUGGCCAAAUUUGGCCUUUUUUGCAUUUUUCACACACAAACAAAUACUAACGCUAACUUUGGCCAGUGUUUGUGACCAAAUGGCUACUAAAAAAGACUGGACAUACCCCAUUUGCAAUACCUUGGGUUGUCUACUAUUGCAAAUGGUAUGCCAUUAUGGGUGUAAAUUUGAUUCCUGGGCUACUAUACAGUCUCAAAGGUAACGUAACCAAUCUGUCGAAUUUCAAUUUCAAAUGUAACUUGCUAUAUUUGACCCUGUAACUUCCCAAAACACCAUAGAACCUGUACAUCCGGGGUACUGUUUUACACGUGAGACUUUGCUGAAUACAAAUAUGUGUAUUUUAUUGCAGUAAAAGCAAACAGUAUUAUGACAUUGACAGUUAAAAUGUCACGUAGAACUAAAAAAAUAAUUUAUUUUCUCCCAUUUUUUUCAUAUUAAAUUAUGUUUUAUAGCUAAAUAUUUGAUAUUAAACGAAAGCCCGGUUUCCCCUGAAUAAAAUGACAUAUAAUAAGGGUGGGUGCAUUUAAUAUGAAAGAGGUGAAUUACGGUUGGACAGACAUGUAGCGCAAAUGCCAGAUUUUGUUUACGUUUUGUUUUGUUCACAACGUGUACAUUUGGCUCAGUCCUUAAGGGGUUAAUUAGAGUACUAGAGCUGUGUAUAUUGGUUUUGUAUUUAUUUUUAUAAUAAUGUCUUAACCCUUGAAAUACACAAUUUUUCUUAUGGAAACUGCAUCAUAGCUACUCGUCAUAAGUAGGAUUUUCAUGUUCCUCUACUAAUGUUGUUGUACACACAUGAGCUGUUUUAGUCUGUUGAUGUCAUUUUUAAGGACGGAUGCCCAAAAGUGUACUAUGUACUCAAAAUAAGUUUAUAAAAUGGCUAAAGAAGGUUUUCAUCAUGUGAAAUGAUCAUACCUUACUGCAGGGCUUGACAAAUUUUCUUGGAAUCUAGGAGCCAGCUAGAAAAGUAAGGAGCUAGAGAAAUUAACGCCAAAAAUACAAUUCUUAAAGGGACACUAUAGUCACCAGAAUCACUACAGCUUAAUGCAGUUGUUCUGAAGUCUAUAUCCUGUCCCUGAACGCUUUUCAAUGUAAACACUGACUUUUCAGAUAAAAGGCAGUGUUUACAUUGCUGCCUGGUAACACCUCUAGCGACAGUCACUCAGAUGGCCUCUAGAGGUGCUUCCUGGGUCAGUGCUUAACAAUGUGCAGCACCUUUGUUAAUGUUCCCUAUAGAGAUGCAUUGAUUCAGUGCACCUCUAUGAGAAAUUUUAUUGGCGCAGUGGCAUUUGCCGUGCGUGCGCAAUAGUCUUCCAAUGCUUUCCUAUGGGGAAGCAUUGGAUUGGCUGAGAUCGUCAAGAUUCAUAAUCUGAGCCAUGGAGGUAGGGCCAGCCGCAGCAUCAUCAGCACGGCGUGGGGAAAAAAAGGUGAGUAAAAACACUCUCAGACAUACAGACGCACACUCACUCACACACACACAGGCACACUCACAUACAGACACAAACACACUCACAGACAUAGACAGACACAGACAGAAAAUCUCACCCACACUCACUCUCAGACACACAAACAUUUACUGACACAGAGACACACUUACUGACUCACAAGUAGUUACUUAUUUAAAUCCACCCAGCCUCCUUACUUUUGAAGAGCUGGAGUGGAUAGACUUUCCCUGGGGUCCAGUGGGGUUGCUGUCAUUUUCCCUACUCUCGCGCACUGUUUAGUGAGCCCAGGGCCGGAGUGAUGUCAUAACGGCAUCACUUCAAGCCACGCGAGGGAGGUGAGUAGGGAGAUUACAGCUCCCUCGCUGCGGCAUUGUCAUCCUAAAUGUUUAAAAAUAUCAGGAAGUAUUACUUUACUGAGAGGGUAGUGGGUGCAUGGAAUAGCCUUCCAGCUGAAGUGGUAGAGGUUAACACAGUGAAGGAGUUUAAGCAUGCGUGGGAUAGGCAUAAGGCUAUUCUAGCUAUAAGAUAAGGCCAGGAACUAAUUAAAGUAUUUAGACAAUUGGGCAGACUAGAUGGGCUGAAUGGUUCUUAUCUGAUGUCACAUUCUAUGUUUCAUCUCGAACACUCAUGAACAGCAUUUUAUUUUUGAUUUAGGAUGUGUCCAUUGAAUAGCAUAGCAAGUUUAGUGUGUGAAUGUGGAAGUAUGCUUGUGUGUAAUAUUUCUGUUUGUUUGUGAAGAGGUACACUAAUCAGCCACUAAACAUUAAAGUCCUUGACAAGUGCAAUGAGUAAUAUUGAUUUAUAUCAUUGCAAUGGCACCUGUCAAGGGGUGUGGUAUAUUAGGCAGCAAGUGAACAGCGAGUUCUCGAGUUUCGAAUGUCACAAGCAGGAAAAAUGGGCAAGCUAAAAGAUCUGAGUGACUUUGAAAACCGCCACAUAGUGAUGGUUAGGCGAAAUUGCAAGUCUUGUGGGUAGUUCCCAUUAUUCAGUGGUUAGUACCUACCAAAAGUGGUGCAAAGGACAAGUGGUGAACUGGUGACGGGGUCAUGGAUGCCUAAGGCUCAUUGAUGCAGGUAGGGAGCAAAGGCAAGCCUAUUUGGUCCGAUCUCACAGAAAAGAUACUGUAGCUCAAAAUGCUGGCCAUGACAGAAAUGUGUCAGAAGAUUCAGUGCAUCAUAGUUGCGUACGGGGCUGCCCUUGAAGACUCCUGUCUAUUGCGGAAAACACCUUCAAUGGGGACGUGAGCAUCAGAACUGGACCAGGGAGCUUUCAGGAUUACAGAUGAUCCAGCAUGCAGAAUAGUAUCACACCUAGGACUAAGCGUAACAUUGGACCUUACAAUGGCCGAACUUAACGUACCUGAGAAUAAUAAAUAUACUAGCCAAGGUCAGGGACACAGCGAUAAGGAAAAGCCAAUAGUUAAGGAUACCAGAAGUCAGGGCAGUCAAAACGAAGCCUAAGUCAAAAAACAGAAAUACAUGAAAUACAUGAUCAGGCACACAAUCUCGGAUAACCAUCUAAGGGAAACCACGACAGGGCACUGACCAAAUGCUAUUUUGAGUUUAAAUAACCCUCCUUAGUUUUAAUCUCAGCAUGCCAAAUUUUGCAAAACUUUAGCUGUAAAAUUCACUCCUUGCAAUAUUUGUUAUAUGUCUAAAAAUUCUUUGAAAUCCCAGACAAAUUGGGCAUUUUAACAAUCAGGAUUAAUUAGCUAAUCUAUUUUGAAUUGGUGUGUAGAAAUGUGUAAGUGUAAAACUGAGUUUAUUUAUUUAUUUUUAAAAUUUAUUUUUGUGUUAGGCCUACAUAUUAUGAAAACAUGCCAUUCCUCCAUUAAAAAUGUGUUUCAAAGCUGUUGUAUACACAGUUUCAAAAUGUUUAAAAUGGAAUGAGGCAAAAAUGUGAUUCUUAAACUAAUUUGCAUAUGCCCACCCAGAAUCCUUUGCGGUAGUAACAUCACUACAGAUUUGUGAUUUCUGUGGGAAAAGCAAGUCUUAUGGCUUGACUGGUGGUUUAACAUUGUAAUAUAUACAUAUUUUAUAUAAUGUAUUGUGGUGGAAUUUCGGUGAAUGUAAAUUUAGUAGGCCAAGAUUUCCAUGUGGCAUAUGUGUAUGUUGUGUCAGUUAGUCAGCUACACGUAGCUAGGAUACUGUCAUCAAUGUACUGAGCAUGUGCAGGAAUGCAGGAACUGAAAUUGCACUUAUUUCCUUUGUCUUGGAUGGGCCAUGUGGUUUGACUAGAUGUACAAGUCUAUAUUCUGCUCAUUGAUUGGUUAAAGGUAUAUGUGGGUGUAGCUAUUAAUGGGAGGAGUUAUAGUGCUAUAUAAGGAUUGUACACCAUGUGUUGGUCUCUCAGAUCUUUUGGAACAGGAGUUCAUCUGAGACCCGAUCGGUAAUGUGAAUAAAGGCCUCUUACUUCCUGAAGACUUGUGUCCAUAUCUCUGUGUUUGGCUUCUGCAUGCUUACACUGCAACAGUAUGGGUGCAUUUAAACAAAAAGGGGUACAUUUGUGGUAGUGUGGGAAAAGUGCCAAACUGUCUUUGUCACAAAGUUGUUGCAUCUCAAAAGAGCCUUGGUCCUUAAGGGCUAAAGCAGUUAAUAAAUGACAAUUACACCGUACGCUUGAUUAUCUUUAAAUCUUGCAUUAUUUACAUCAUGCGCAUGGAUAAGCAGUACCAAAAGACAAGGUCAUAUUUUUUCGUGUGAGCUGUGAACCUGAUCAGUGAGGUGUGACUUGUAGUUUAGUUGUUUUGCUCUUGAUACAUCGGUCCUGGUAUUUUUACUGACCAUUUUCAGAGAUAUUUCAUGAAAGUUUGUUUGACAUAUGCUUAUGAUUAGACACAGCACUGUGGUCUUAACUAACAGAUCUUUUAAAGGAGCACUCAUAGAAACCCACCAUCUACAUAAUUUGUUGUAAUAGUGCAAUAAGAAGAUUAAAAAAUGCCCGUUAAUCGCCUGGCUGUAAAAGAAUACCAAUGAUCUUUUGCAAUUAUGCAACCAUGAAAUGCUAAGACCUGUCAACCAAUCCAAGUGCUGGGUUCAGUCUGCAGUUUAUUGGAUUGACAAAUCAGCUGAUGUUGGGGUAGAUCCUUUUGUUCUAGUAACCACUGACCCUAGGCUGCUCUGAUUCAAUACAAAUUGAAAAUCCCUCUGCAAGCAUGUGGAAAUCUUUAAUUAUUUUAAACACAUUCACAUUAUCAAUCAUAGCAAUUAAAUCUUCACAUCGAGGGGGAGAAUUAUCAGUCUUUUAAAAUUUGCCUUUUAUUUUUUGUCUCUAAUUCUUUUUAAUUGUUUGAAAAGUGGUCUAAAGAGGGUCAGUAUUUCUCUGCCUAUGUUUUGUUUUUGCAGAAAAAUCCACUGCACAAAAGACUACCAAAUUUAGAGUGGCAAACAUAAGUGACCCACAACACUUUUCUGGUGGAAAAACUGUCGCCAAAUAUUUGGACGGCAUUUAAAAUACAUCCAAUUGGUGGUAUAAAAAGUUUUUUCAUAUGUGUAUUUGCAUUUUAUAUGCAAAGAAAACAAAAGUCCAAAUGCAGUGCUUCCCAACUUUUUUUCCACUUGUAUACCCCCUGGCAGCGCGUUUCCAUAAAGUAUACCCCUCAUAUUGGCAAAAUGUUUGUAAUUAACUUAUUUGAAAUACCAACUAUAUUAUUUUUGUUUUCAACUGCCCCAUGCUCCCAAGAUUCUCCUCUGCCUUAGGCUCCCCUAUUCUUCCCAUGCUCUUCUUCUGCACCAGGCUCCCCCUGUUUCUACUCUGCCCCAGGCUCCCCUGUUUCUACUCUGCCCCAGGCUCCCCUGCUUCUACUCUGCCCCAGGCUCAUUUGUUCAAGUUUUGGAUGUAAACAAAUCUUUCAGGGUUAUUCACUAAAAUGAGACUACCAAAACAGACAUAACUGAUCAAAGGUGACAUUUAGGGAACGGUACACAUUCGGGAAUGGGAACAGUGAAGCACUCUGUGGCAAGAUGGGACUUUCUCCAUGAUGCAGAGUUUAGAAAGUUUACCCACAUGGCAGUCCAAGAUUACUGUAUAUAAAAUGCCCAAUUCACCCAUCAGAACUGUUUGCAUGUCAGCUUCAACACUUCUUUACUCAAUAGCUGGGUUAACUACAUGGUGAGCUCAGGUGCCAGCCUAGAAAGCGGAGUUAGAACGUUUCCCCAUAUAACUCUAAAAACUGAUUUAAUAUUACAUUACUGAAUUUUAUUGAGAGGUGAAUCCAUUAAGUGCCCUCAUCCACCUUCUGGACUUAAAUUGGCUGGCUGCUGGAGAGGGGCAAUAGCGCUCCUUAUUGGCUGGCGGCUGGAGAGGGUUGACUUGUGGAUGCUAUGCUCCUCAUUGGCUGGUGGCUUCCAUUUCCAAGUGGAUGCGGAAGUCAGUUUUGUCAUUGUGGAAUUUUGUUUUGCGUACCCCUGGGAGUAUGCAUACCACAGGUUUGGAACUGCUGUCAUAAUGCAAAUUCUGCUGUACUACCCAAAUUAAAAGGGACACUUUGCACAUUUAAAAAAAAAAAUUAGCUAUAUAAUGUACCAAACAAAACAAAUUACAUUUCCAUUAGCCAUGCUGCACGUAGCUCAGUCAAACUGGAUGGUAUUGAAAAUCAUGGUUUGCUUCACCGUUUCCAGCAGUGUAAUAAUUAUUCAGCAUGGAUGUAUAUAUCCUCUGCUGCUUCUUUUACAAAUUUGCUAUUUUUGUUUAUUUGAAUAAACGAUUUUCCAAUCUCUAAAAUAUACAUAACAUUUAACAUUAUUCACUUAGGUCUACCUGUAUCCCAGAUUGCAAAUUGUGAAGACAAUCUCAAUUCUGGAAUUCACUAGACUGGUGCACAAAUGUGUCCUGCUAAUCUAUGCCUAAACUAAUUAAUCCACUUGGGAUUUAAGUAAUGGAUUGAUUUAUUCAGUUAUAGAAUAUUCACAAAAUCAAAGUUAGACAUUAGCCUAAAAUAGAGUUACAAUUCUAAAGAAUUCAUUGGUCACCAAUAAAAUUAAUUAAGGAGAGGUCAAAAUCUUGUGAAAAAUAUGUAAUUUGAGCAUUUAUCAAACACCAACUACCCUCUACCUUUAAAUUUGUGUGUUUAUAAUUCUCUCUUUGCCUGAAUUUAUGGUGGGAACGUGCAGAAAUUACAGUCAUAACAAAAAAUGUUAAAUAAUUAACCAAGGGCCUUCUGAAUCCACUCAAGACAUGAGUGACCAUGUGAUAUUGCACCUCCCUAAAAUUUAUUUACAUCAUAAACCAGAUAUGUGAGGGUUUUGAGAGUCUGCUGUUUUAUUUGAGAUUUCAAUCUUUAUCAAACUUCUGUUCUUUUAAUAAACAUAUGGAAACAUCUUUGGGGUCCAUUCACUUAAUAGUUACUUGAAAACUUUUAGUUAAAAUAAAUUCAUUUAUUCAGUGUGUUUAAAUUAAAAAAGGGUACGUACAAGGUGAAAGUGAUACUGUGGUCCUUUACCUAAAAACAGUACGUUGAGAAAAUUUUAUGUAGCAAGUUUCUUUCUGUUGUAAUAUUCUAUGCUUCUUUUGUAGAGUUUCACCUUCGAUUGUGAAAUCAGUGUGGUCUUUGAAUGGAAACAGGCUAUGUGAGCAUCAAGAUUUCCAGCCAGACCUUAAAAAACCUGCAGACAUGACUGUUCUGCCAAAUAAUUUUUAUGAGAACAUAUCAAGCACGGAGACACAGAAAAUGGAGGAGUUCUAUGAUGGACUGAGCGUUUUAGUGCAAGAUGAUCAAUGGCUAUACUCUUGCAUAACUAAUAAUGCAAGCUCCUGCAAUGAUAAGUCUGAACUGGCUUUCCAUGAAUACCCAUUUGACAAGAAUGGCUUGAGAUUUUCAGCAGCUCUUCCUGAAGCUAGUAAGGACAAUUCACAAAAGAGAACAGACCUUUCUCAGUUUGAUAGAUACAGCACUGACACAGAUCUUGGUCAGUAUGACUUUUUAAACUCUAAUAAAACAAAGCAAGGUAAAUUUUCCACAUUGAACCUUCAAGAUUACAAAAAGGCAGCAAAUGGCAACAUGCUGCCAGGUUUGGAUACCAACAGCUACUCCAAGUUAUUUCAAGUGGCAGCAAGCUGCCCAAAACAAGAUAGUAUCAUGCCAGAGCAACAGAAUUACCAAUUUCAAAAGGCAAUGUUGUCAGACAGAGUUUACCAAAAGGAUUCUUCAUUCACAUCUGACUUCAGCACCAAAUCAGACUAUGGACCGAAAGCAUCCACUAUGUUGGAAGGAAACAUUGGACUUGCUGGUAGCCAACAUACACUGCACCAACAAGAUUCACAAAAUUCAGACUACAAACCGUUUUACUUUGUCUCAUCUGUGCCAGGUGCUAAUUCGGUCAGAUCCCCGUGGAUAAAUGGUCUCACCGAGAAUAAUUCUUCUUUUACAUAUUAUGGUAAUAGUACAGUGAUGGCAUCAAGUGGUAAUUUAUCCGCAUCAAACAAAAACUCUUGUCAGAAUUCUAAUUAUUCUAUAGGUCCCUCGUCACUAGCAUCUGCGGAUACUUCUUUCCAGAAGUACUGUCAGGGUAAUACAGCGUUUCCUGUCUUUGAAUAUGGUUUCAAUGGUAAAGAGAAUAUGCAAAGGGGACCUUGCAAGAAUGUUGAUGAUCGACUUUUUAACGCCAUGGCAGAAAGAAAAUUCAGUGCAUUUUGUGAAAAUAUGCCAAGUUACUAUAAAUCAUUAGACAGCACUGGAAAACAAAACAUGCAGUAUUGUACUGAGAAGAAUUUAGAGAGUGUAUGUAAAAAUGAUAUAAAUUUGAUUGAGAAUACAGUUAACAAUAAAUGUCAUACACAACAAAGUGGUGAUGGUAUUAUUCUGAACAGUAGCCGACUUCCCUGCUCAAAGACUGGAUGCUUUUCAAACACACUUAUGAUGGGGGAAAUGCAGCCUAACAAAUGCAACCAGGUGUCUUCUACCAAUUACAAGUCCCAUUUUUCACAUAACCUCGGGCACCCUGUCUUCCCCAUCGUGGAUUGUCAUGAAACAUAUACUCAUGAAGAUCUUGGCCAAAUGUAUCCCCAUGUCGCUGAUUUGAUUCAUGGAGAAUCCACUUUUAGUAGCAUAACACCAGUACUCAGCCAGAGGCCGAUUAAAUCUAGAAGCAUGCCUGAAAGUGAAAUCCACAUUUGGCUGGAGAAUUGUUAUGAGCAGUUGAGAGCAAUGGAAAAAGAAAGGAAAAAGGUACAAUAAGUUUACAUUGUGGGUAAAUAAACACAAUAAAAGUCAAUAUACAUUGUAAAGAUUUAGGAAUGCUGGGAUCCAAGAGUCAAAAUUCCACUUUCCCACAAGCCAUUGGUGAAUGGAAAUUCAGCCGUGGAAAAUGUGCAAUGUUCCAUACAAUUUCUGUGCGGAUCCUUAAUGCUUUUUCCAAGCAGCAGCUUGUUAACAGUGGCUGCACAGCUUAAGCUGCCUGCCAUCAGAUUUAUGCUUCCUAUUUAAAAUCAUCUAAAUUAUUAUUUUUAAUAAUGAAAUUUCAAUUAUUUAUCUGGCUGAGCAGCCAAGCUGUGUUUAAUUCUACACCUACACACAAUGUUAAAAGUCAAAAUAAAAUCCUUAACCCUUUAAGGACACAUGACAUGUGUGACAUGCCAUGAUUCCCUUUUAUUCCAGAAGUUUGGUCCUUAAGGAGUUAAAGGACCACUAUAGGCACCCAGACCACUUCAGCUCAAUGAAAUGGUCUGGGUGCCAGGUCCCCUUAGUUUUAUCCCUGCAGUUGAAAACAUAGUUUCAGAAAAACUGCUAUGUUUACAAUGCAGGGUUAAUCCAGCUUCUAGUGGCGGUCUCCCUGACAACCACUAGAGUCGCUUCUGCGAUUGACAUAGAGUAAAUCGCACUUAUUUGACACUGGACUUCAUCACGGACCUCCAGCGUCAAAAAAAUCCCCAUAGGAAAGCAUUGAGUAAUGCUUUCCUAUUGGCGGGUUUGAAUGUGCAUGUGCCUCUGGGCGCACAUGCGCAUUUGGCUCCACUUAGGAGCUGACGUUGGUGGGGGAGGAGAUGUCAUCAGUGCCGAGGGAGCCUGGUGCUCGAUUAAGGUAAGCUAACCAUUUGGUUAGUUCACCAAUUAUUUGCCGCGGAAGGGGCACGAGUCACUGUUUAGGUGACUAGGGCUCUAUAGCGUUAGGAACACAUACUUGUAUUCCUAAUGCUAUAGUGUUCCUUUAAUUGAGCAUCCUCAUCCUAAAAUAUUUAAUUGAACAUUUUGUAUUCUUUUCAGACGGAAUCGAUUCUUGUAAAGCAUUAUCCAGGGAAGAAAGUGUCCAGCUCAAACAACAUUCCCAUCCCAAGACUCAGCACUAACCCUUCCAGAGUCGAUCGUUUGAUUGUGGACCAGUUGCGUGAACAAGCCAGGGUAAAUGGGAUACAUUUAUUUGAUGCUCACUUUCACUAUUUACUUUUCUUACAUUAAUAUAUAUCUUUGUAGUGUGUGUGAGAUCAGAGGGUUGUUUCCUUUUUUAAAAUUUAUUUCAUUUUGUAAAUGUAUGAUUGGUUUUAUAUAUAAAAUUAUAUUUCUCUUCCUGUUAUGAGAAGAUUUGCCAAAGCAUCCUUUUGCGUUGGUAAAAAAAAAACCCAAAAACCUGUAAGUAGAUCAAGAAUUUGUAUAAAAUAGGAAGCAUAUAAAAAAAAAAAGUAUAGUCAAUCACGGAAGUUAAAACAGCUGAGAUAGUUGUAAACCCAAGAGAGAUGUUUGUUGCUUACAUUUCUCUUACUUUUAUAUUUUAUAUCAGGAUUUGUUAAGUAGUGUUCAUAAUCUGAAACAGCUACUUAUUAUUCCUACAAAUUCUUGUUCUACUAUAUAGUGAUGUGAGGGAUUACAUCACUACUGUGGUUUUUAAUAUACAUAGAGAAGUAUUAUAACCAAAAUAAGACUCAAGCUUAGCAUUUUUGUUUUAAAUAAGCUUACCUGUGGUUGUUACAUUACCAUGCCAUCUUUCAGUUUAACACUUUUGGCACUAUACAGUGAUGAUUUGUUUCUAUAAAGCAUUCUUUUGAAUACAGGUUGCAACACUGUUUGGUAAAAUGGAGCGCUUCCACAGCUCCCCUCUUAGUGCGUACAUUUCCACAACCCUGGACCACCACCUGGAGGCAAUUCACAUUGUGCAAGCACAUCGCAAAGACGAGAUCACCAAUGCAUCAAACCGCCAGAGACCAGGAGCAUCUCGUCACCAAGAUGACAGAGGUAGUCAACGUAUUCGACCUAUGAGAUCUGGGGAGCAAUAGAAUAGUUCAAUAUUAGACUAUUUAAGACAUCUAAUGGAAAAAGUCAGUCAUGGAAAAUGACAUUUAGAACAUAGUCAUAUGCCUGACAGCUAUAAAUCCCCAACUGCUAUCUGCAUGUUCCUUUUGCAUUCCCAUCCAGGACAGAAUGUGAUUUCAUGUAUAGUUGUUGAGAGUUCUGUAGGUUAGUUUUGGUAUUUUAACUAUAAUACUUGAGGGUUUGGGAAGCCAUUGUAAUGAUUGUCAAUUGAGGAGGCAUAUGUUAGGAUUGGCAAGUAAUAAAGAUAUAGCUGGUGGUCGCAUUCAUUGUAGAUUGUAGCAGAGCAAUGUAGGACUAAUAUAAACUGAUGAGGAUUGGGUUGCAGUCAUACAAAUGGAGGAUAUAUGAGAGUGAUGAAUAUUAUGAGAAGUAAAAGUUAGACUAAAGUACAAAACCAAAGUCUAUAAAAUGGUAUAAUUGGAAGCCUAUACCUAUCAGUGGAGCGCUGAGAUAUAUAAGGGGGUAAACUUACCCCACGUGGUAUGAAAAGAAGCGUGGUUGGUAAUAUACCGUAUAUACUCGAGUAUAAGACGACCCGAGUCGAGACCCCUAAUUUUACCCCAAAAAACUGGGAAAACUUAUUGACUUGAGUAUAAGACUAGGGUGGGAAAUGCAGCAGCUACUGGUAAAUUUCUAAAUAAAAUUAGAUCCCAACAAAAUUACAUUACCGUAAUUGAAUAUUUAUUUACAGUGUGUGUGUGUGUGUGUGUGAUGCAGAGCCUUGGUGGGUGGUGGGCAUUUUUAUUAUUUUUUUAAGAAUUAUUAUUUUAAUAUUAAUUUUUUUGGUUAUAUUAUUAAUAUAUAUUUUUAAAUAUUAUUAAUAUUUUAUUUUUUUAUUUACAUUUUUAUUUAUUUUUUUCGUCCCCCCUCCCUGCUUGUUAGCUGGCCAGGGAGGGGGGCUCUCAUUCCCUGGUGGUCCAGUGGCAUUGGCUGUGUAGGAGGGGGGCUGGCAGCGAGCUGGACCACCAGGGAAUGAGAGCCCCCCUCCCAGGCCAGCUAAGAAGCAGGGAGGGGGGACGAAAAAAAUAAAUAAAAAUGUAAAUAAUAAAAAAAUAAAAUAUUAAUAAUAUUAACAAAAAAUAUUAAUAAUAUAACAAAAAAUAAUAUUAAAAUAAUAAUUAAAAAAAAAUAACCCGUGGCAACGCUCUGACCCUGCGGCUCUCGCAAGACUUACACUGGAGGAGACGGGAGCUGACCGAGGAGAGAGAAGGGAGCUGACAGGAGCUGCUGUGAAGGUAAGUAACAGCUCGCUGCCAGCCCCCAACAGGACCGCCGGGCUUGUAAUGAGCCCGGUGGUCCUGGUCUGUAUUAUGGCAUUGUAAGUUGCCAUAAUACAGACAUUGACUCGAGUAUAAGUAGAGUUGGGGUUUUUCAACACAGAAAAAGUGCUGAAAAACUCGACUUAUACUCGAGUAUAUACGGUAUGUAAAAGAGAUAAGAAACACAAUUAGUGCAGAUGGUACAUAGAAUGAAAAUGAAAUGGUGGUGAAAAAGGGAACACUCACAUUUAAAGGAGCCUGUGUAUAAAUACUGGUAUGCUUUUAAGGCAGCAUCACACCUUCAAUCCACUGUAUAUUGUAUCUCAAUGACAAAAAACAUGGAGAGAAGGGAACAAAUGUGCAGUCUAUUUUAAGACAUUAAUCCACAGUCGGCGGGACAAGCAUUUCCGCCAACCAUCACUGCCCACCAAUGAAAUUUAAGGUAGUAAAUGGCGCCAAAUUUUGACCAAUAACCUACAUAACUACACUGUCUGCACAUCAUAAUCACAAUUAUAGGUGUCUCCAGGACUUUGCUAUUGGAUAAUUACAAACACAUGUGACUAGAGGGGAAGAACUACAAGACAUUUAAAAAUGAAAGCUUCACAGGAUCAGACCCACAGCUUACUGAGGAAGCUGUACAAGAGUGAACGCGUUUCGGCAAAUUCCGGACUCUUCUAUUUAUAUAUUUUAUUUAUUUACUAUAUCUUCUAUGUUAAACUGUUUAAAUAAAUUUUAAUAUAUUUUAAGAAGUCCUCUGGAGCCUAUUGAAUCUACAUAGGGCCAGUGCCAUCCCCCCAAAUUUUGGCACUGGCACUAAGAUAUUAUACCUCAGAGCCAGGAUUUCUAGGCUCUGAGAAAGGUGAGCAUUUUACUUAUUUCACCUGCCACAUCACCUUAAAACAGACUUCACAUUUGUUCCCUUAUCUCCAUGUUUUUUUGUUUUUGAGAUGCAAUAUACCAUGGAUUGAAGAAGUGAUGCUGCCUUAAAAGAAUACAAGCUUGAUUACGGAGACAGUGUACAUAUACACAGGCUCCUUUAAGUGUGUGUUCCUUUUUCACAACCAUUUUAUUUUCAUGUACCAUCUGCACUAUAUUGUGUUUCUUAUCUCUUUUACAUAUAUUACCAACCACGCUUGUUAUACCACAUGGGGUAAGUUUACCCCCUUAUAUAUCUCAGCGCUCCACUUAUAGGUAUAGGCUUCCACUUAUACCACUUUAUAGACUUUGGUUUUCCUGGGUAUAGACAAGAGGAUAUUUCAACACAAGUGUUUAGAGCUGCUGUAAUUUAGAUCUUUGAUUUUAGCCCAUUGUUGGACUAACACACAUUCCUCCCAAAGGAGGUACACGUCACUUAAACUAAAAAUUAACCCCCAAGUCAAUUAGCUUGCAGGAUUCCAAUGACCUGCAGGUAGAAUUAAAAUAAACUGAAUUGCAAUGUUGCAUAGAGGCUGUUUUACUCAAAUCCAAAGAAAUGUAAUAAGGUUUUCAAGAGAGUCAGUAUCACGGAAUUACAAAGAAGGUACCAAAAACAGUCUUGGGGGAUUCAAGCCGAAAUCGGUAGCGGGGAGGAGGGGCCAGAAAAAGUAGAUACUAAAGUAACCAUGGGAGAGGUAAGAUGAGUACCAGAAAAGGACAAUGUCACAAAAUUUGAGUGUGUUCAACAGUAUCAAAAGGCAAUAUCGUGCUUCCACUUACUAUUUUUUUCCAUCACUUCCUCUCUCCAUAGGUUUUUUCGUGCUUGCUUCCUCCAUCAAAGAGUUGUCCAGGGCUACUUGCAAUACACGAACAGCGCUGUGUUGUGCACUGCAAAUGACUCUACUCAAGACACAACACAAGGAUAACACCAGGGAUCUGGAGAAGGUAGAUCAGAACAAUGUGAAAGCUUAACUUAAAAUCUAACUGCAGUUUGUAGACACUACUAAUGUACCGGACUGAAAACUGCACUUGUUUUAUUGAGAUAGACAAGUGUAUAUUUUAGCAUAUAUUUGUAUUUUUAAUAUUUGAUUUUCUGUUUCCCAGUAUGACUCAAGUAUCUUUCCUAAUGAUCUGCAUUACAACUUACCUAAUCAACAUGCAAAUUGCCCAAAAUAAUUAGUUUAAUUUAAUGAAUUGAACUACUGGUAUCCAGAUCAAAUUAUUCCCCUGAUGCUUAUAGAAGUAGAACUGUAAUAAUGCUAAUCUCUUAAACAGAUUUGACUCCUUAUAGAUAAAUCUAUACCUAACUGAUGGGAAUCUUGUCAUCCACGUGUCUUGUGGAAGAAAGCUUCACUUUAAAUACUUGCUGAGAUAUGAUUAAUAGCAGCUCAUCCCUUCUCUAUUUAAAAUGGAUCACACAGAUGAUGAAUGUACAUUUUUGUUUGAUUGUUUAUUUUGUUUGUUUUGUUGAACCCUAAUGGUUGAUUUCACAAAGGCCAUCAGUGAUUGCAGAAUUGGGCCUCUAUUUAUUAAUCGCAACUUGUAAUCUCACAUACAAAAUAAUUUAAAGCAUUGACGUAUUUAUUGUACUUAAUAUUUGCAGAACAUAAUUUGAAUCUCCAGAGCUGUGAAUGAAGAAUAUGUGUGAGUGUGUGUAUAUAUUGUUUAUUCACAAAACACUGAAAUUAAGUGAAUCGAAAACUGAAUUGCAAAAUGUAGGCAAAAGAAGCACAGUUGGAAAAAUCUCAAACACCACUGUAGCAUUUGGCUAAAUAUUGCAAUUUCAUUUUUAAACAACAAUUUGGUGUUGCGUCUUUUUUUUUUUUUUCUCUUCAUGUUGGGAUGAGUUGUUUUUUUUUUUAGGUUAGUAAAUUACAAUGAAAAUAUGAUUUUAAUUUACAUAUUGCUUCUAAUAAGCUGAACACAGCUGUAAGUGAUCCUUAAGCAGAUCCAUUUGCUGCAUUUUACUAGUUUUAAAAUAUUUAACAAAAUAAUCAAAAAUCUUAUACUUUUGAACAGUCAUUCUAUAGAUAAUUUACAGAAAUAAUGACAGCACCCAAUUAAUUCAUUUAGUUUUGCAUAAUUUAGAAAAUAGGUUCUAAGAUAUUAUUUUUCCUUUAUUUAAAAAUGUUGCAGUUUAAAAUCCGAUUAAAAUGGAAUCGGAACAAUUAAAAUCCAUGUUUUUUUUUUUUUUUUGCAGUUGCAGCAUUACUAUACAUUUUUUUUUUCUGUGCUAUUUUUUUUUCACUUAUGUUAACCCAACCCCAGUUUUGCAACACUUGAUAAUUUGUGCUUAUACUGCAUUUAUCAUAUAAACUAUAUGAAACACAUAACUUAUUGAAUGAGAAUACCUCUAUCGCAUCACUCCUCAAUAUUCCAAAUUUAACUGCUCCAGUUAUCAAUUUCAGGUAGGAUAACUGACUGAAUUUUUAAAAAGUAUAUCUUUUGACACUGCAGAGUUAACCAGAGUGGUUAAAAAGCAGAACUCUGUACCAUUAGUGUAGCUUGAUCAUUGAUUCAUACAGUCACCUGCCUUAGUGAGUGAAGUACUCACGGCAGAGAUGCAGUAUUUAGUAUUGUUUGAGUAAAACAGUUAAACUGAUAUGUUUAGACAACAUUGAGUGAAUUGCAAUUGAAUUUAAUGUAUAAUGUGUACUGUUAACAAUUUUAAAUAAAUAUUUCAUGGUUAUUUGAAAAUGUUGAAGUCUGGUUUUAUUUGUUAAAUAAUUGUUUAUUGUACCAAUAAUUUUCAAAAUGCAUUUUCCUUUGUAUUGAGUUUUUUGGAAUCUUUUUUUUCCCCAAGUAAUUUUGAUAAUCUCUUACAAAGUGCCCUCCGUCCCCUCCAUUUUUGUGUUUAAUUUUAUAAAUGCAGGGCUCGAUCACUGUUCUUCACUAAAGCAAAAUUUGUCUGGAAUACAAUAAGAAUUUAAAAUGUAAGGCCAACAUAGCUGACUUGGGAAUUUUUUUUAAUUCAGCUAUUUUUAAAAUUUGAAAUACACAUUGAAUUCCCACAAUUCACAUUUUGGUGAAAAACCCUGUAAUACUUGACAAGGUUUUUUUCAUACUGUAUUUUGUGAUUGUAUUGUAACUAUUCAUUAGCAUCAAUACCCACCAUUGUGUGUAUUUUUUUUUUUUAUUGUAGCAUUUGCAUAUUUAAACAAUAAUUCAAGGAGCAUGAACCACCACAUUUGAAGUGCAACAUUUUGCUACUAGGUAACUAGAAAAUGACACACAAAUCAUAAACAGAAACAUAUGUCAAUAAAAUUGGAAAACUAUAAGAGUCGUUGAGAGCUAAGGGUUGCAUAAGGUCAAGCUGAGUACACAAGGUUAGAGAGGUUUAAAAGCCUACAUUGUCACAUUUGGGGUGAAACCUGUAGGUCAUUAUACUGGUAUACUGAGUGUAACAUAUAGAACAUAAACCAUGUCUGUAUGGUCAGACUAUCAUAGGAGUAGUGUCAGCUAAGAGUUGCACAGUAUUAUGAAUACACGCUAUGCCAAAUAGAUUAGAAUAAAGACACUGUAAUUCUGCCGAAUACUAAAAACAUGGUUAAUAAUAAAGAAACAAAGAACUUUGCAGUAAUAAAGGAUAACGCUGGAAUAUGUAAAAACUCUGCCUGGUUAUAUUCAACCUUUGCCCCAUAUUCAUUCAUGUGUCGAGUACUGCUCCUCCGCUUGCAAUCUUCAAAUGCUGAAAGAACAUCUGAGCUACACAUAUGUGUAAUAGGUUCAGACUACUGUGCCAGCUGUUCUCACCACCUUGAGCACAGGCCUUAAUUGGAGCCAAUUCCAUGUGUCCAGAGAUUCUCUUGCUCUAAGUGGCAGGAUCACGAGCCCGCAGGGCCUCCUGAACGAGGAGAGCUCCUUCAGUGUGUGGACCGCAGGGUGGAUGCAGCUCCACAUGGGCCCCCAGCCCAGAGGAGAAUCGGUGAGCUGGAGUGGUUGCCCGAUUCGUCUGUGAGACACGUGACGUAA
Messenger RNA from Pelobates cultripes (western spadefoot toad), 25895 nucleotides. NCBI's taxonomy places the organism in Eukaryota, Metazoa, Chordata, Amphibia, Anura, Pelobatidae. The record is from the annotation of a GenBank genome assembly.